Messenger RNA from Clupea harengus (Atlantic herring), 2573 nucleotides. RefSeq names its product neurofilament medium. NCBI's taxonomy places the organism in Eukaryota, Metazoa, Chordata, Actinopteri, Clupeiformes, Clupeidae. Gene Ontology annotation, biological process: neurofilament bundle assembly. Bases 57 to 2573 code for a protein of 838 amino acids. Gene Ontology annotation, cellular component: cytoplasm; axon; postsynaptic intermediate filament cytoskeleton. The transcript has 5 exons. Gene Ontology annotation, molecular function: structural constituent of cytoskeleton. The record is from RefSeq and is a predicted model, not a curated record.
GCCUUCUGUUCAGGACACACCGGCACACCGAGAGCACGCACACCGGGAGCUGCACAAUGGAUGUCAUAGGGGCUUCAUCCCGCAGAAGAGUGCUCGAGACACGGGGCAUCCGCGCCUCCCCAUCUACCAGCCUCAGGUCGCACUCCUGGUCUCAGAGAGCCCCCGGCUCCACGUCCAUGUCCUACAAAAGAACCACCAACGUGCCAGCAAGCAGGGCAUACACGAGCGCGUCCGCAGCAGUGUUAGCCUCGCCAGGCAGCCUAGAGCUCUCAUCCGCGGUCAAUGCCGACCACGCGCGCAACAACGAGAAGGAACAGCUUCAAGGGCUGAAUGACCGAUUCGCCAGUUAUAUCGAUAAAGUCCGUUAUCUGGAAGAGCAGAAUAAUCUGCUGGAGACUGAAAUUCAAGAACUCCGGCAGAGAAAGUCCACGCAGUCACAACGUAGUGAUGCAUUCGACCAAGAGCUGAGCGAACUCCGUUCCACGCUAGAGCAGCUGCACAGAGAGAAGGCUCAGAUCAUUGUUGAUGCAGAUAACAUCGAAGAAGACAUUCACCGUCUGAAAAAUCGCUUUGAUGAUGAAGCACGCUUUAGAGAAAAAACGGAGAUUGCAAUCCGGGAACUGAAGAAGGAAAAAGACGACUCGGUUCUGAUUAAAUCGGACCUGGAGAAAAAAGUUCAGUCUCUCUUGGAUGAAGCAGACUUCCUGCGCAGUAACCACGCAGUGGAGGUCGGCGAACUUCUUGCUCAGCUCCAGGAGGCGCAGGUGCCUGUGGAUAUGAGGGAGUUCAGUAAAACGGACAUCACCUCCGCGCUCCGGGAAAUCCGCGCACAACUGGACGGCCUCUCCUCACAAAACCUGCAUCAAGCGGAAGAGGUGUUCCAGUGCCGCUAUGCCAAACUAACGGACGCGGCAGAUCAGAACAAGGACGCGAUCAAAUCUGCUCGGGAUGAGAUUGCAGAUUAUCGCAGGCAGCUGCAGGUGAAGAAUGUCGAACUGGAGGCUCUCCAUGGCACGAAGGACUCCCUGGACAGACAGCUGAAUGACACUGAGGACCGGCAUAACAACGACCUAGGCAGCUACCAGGAUAUGAUCCAUCAGCUGGACAGCGAGCUGAAGGGAAUGAAGAGGGAGAUGUCUCACCACCUCAGGGAAUACCAGGAUCUGCUCAAUGUCAAGAUGGCUCUGGAUGCUGAGAUCGCUGCCUACAGGAAUCUUCUGGAGGGUGAAGAGACUCGCUUUAGGGGAUUUGUUGAUUCAUACCCAAGUCCCGCCUUUCCAUACCGUCAGCCAAUGACCUCCAAAGCAAAGAAAGAGGACAAACAGGCAGACCUGAACGAGGACCUGGCCGCCGUAGCGGAGGAGCUUCAGGCAGAGGGGGGUGAGGAAGAGGAGGGGGAGGAGGAAGAGCAGGAGGCUGUGGAAGAAGAGGUGGCUGCCUCCAAGCAGCCUAAAGUGAGUGCUACACCCCCUACAGGAGAGGAAGGGGAGGAGGAAGAAGAAAAAGUAGAGGGGGAUAAGGAGGAGGGAGAAAAAGUAGAGGGGGAUAAGGAGGAGGCAGAGGAGGGAGAGAAGGCAGAUGCUGAGGAAGAGGAAGAAACCAGCAAAAGACCUAAAGAUGAGGAGCAAGAUGAUAAAGAACAAGAGUCAGGAGAGAAAGAGAAAAAGAGUGAUUCAGAAGGAGAGGAGGGAGAGGAGAAGAAGAGUGAUUUAGAAGUAGAGGAGAAGAAGAGUGAUUCAGAAGGAGAGGAAAAGAAGAGUGAUACAAAGAAAGAGGAGAAGAAGAGUGAUACAGAGAAAGAGGACAAGAAGAGUGAUACAGAGAAAGAGGAGAAGAAUAGUGAUUCAAAAAGACAGAAGAAGAAGAGUGAUACAGAGAAAGAGGAGAAAAAGAGUGAUAUAGAGAAAGAGGAGAAGAAAAGAGAUUCAGAAGGAGAGGAGAAGAAGAGUGAUUCAGAAGGAGAGAAAAAGAGUGAUAUAGAGAAAGAGGAGAAGAAGAGUGAUUCAAAAAGACAGAAGAAGAAGAGUGAUACAGAGAAAGAGGAGAAAAAGAGUGAUAUAAAGAAAGAGGAGACGAAGAGUGAUACAGAGAAAGAGGAGAAGAAGAGUGAUUCAAAAAGACAGGAGAAAAAGAGUGAUACAGAGAAAGAGGAUAAGAAGAGUGAUUCAGAAGGAGAGGAGAAGAAGAGUGAUACAGAGAAAGAGGUGACGAAGAGUGAUUCAGAAGGAGAGGAGAAAAAGAGCGAUAUAGAGAAAGAGGAGAAGAAGAGUGAUUCAGAAGGAGAGGAGAAGCAGGAGGAGAAGGAGGAGGCAGCUAUCGCCAACGGAGAACAGAAGAGUCCCGCCCAGACUGCUGAAACCCCAGGGUGGCCCAGGGUUAUUCUGACCCGAAAUGUAGAGACCAUCACCAACGGAGAGAAGGUCGCCCCCAAGCCUGCCAAGAGCAAGGCAGCCGUGGAGGUCAAAGAGGAAAAACCCACCCCCAAGGAAGCAGCAAAGACAUCUGCCCCAGCCUCUACUGCCCCAGCCUCUAAAGAGGUGAAAGAGAAGCAUGACAUGUGCAUCCACGUGUAG